AUGGCCCCAAAGUUGCAGUUGGAGAAGGCAGGCUGGCGCUGGGUGGAGAAAAUUCUGCCUGAGGAUGUGUCGCAGGAGCAUGUCGAAGCUGCCUACCGUAUUUGGCUGGAACCCUGCAUCCGGGGUAUUUGCAGACGAAACUGCAAAGGAAAUCCAAAUUGUUUUGUGGGAAUUGGUGAGCACAUUUGGAUAGGAGAAAUUAAUGAAAAUCAUUUUCAUAUGGUUGAUGAUCCUGACACUAGGAGGAGAAAAGAGAAUGCAUUUGUAGGUCUGACUAACCUGGGAGCGACUUGUUAUGUCAAUACAUUUCUUCAAGUGUGGUUUCUCAACUUAGAAUUUCGACAGGCUCUGUAUUUAUAUCCAAGCAGUUAUAGGGAUUACAAGAUGUGCAGUAGAAUCCAAGACGGGAAAGAUUAUGAGCCUCAAACAGUUUGUGAACAUCUACAGUACUUGUUUGCCUUGUUGCAAAACAGCAAUAAACGAUAUAUUGAUCCAUCAGGAUUAGUUAAAGCCCUGGGCCUAGACACAGAGCAACAGCAAGAUGCCCAAGAAUUUUCAAAGCUUUUCAUGUCCCUUUUGGAAGAUACUUUGUCUAAACAAAAGAAUCCACGUUUGAGUAACAUAGUCCAGCAGCAGUUCUGUGGGGAAUAUGCUUAUGUAACAGUUUGCAAUCGUUGUGGCAAUGGGUCUGAACUUUCAUCAAAGUUUUAUGAGCUCCAGUUAAAUAUUGAAGGCCACAAGCUGUUAACAGAUUCUAUUUCAGAUUUUUUGAAAGAAGAAAAAUUAGAAGGAGACAAUCGAUAUUUUUGUGAAAACUGUCAAAGUAAACAAAAUGCAACAAGGAAAAUUCGGUUACUGAGCCUUCCUUGUACACUGAAUCUACAGCUUAUGUGCUUUGUCUUUGACCGAAAAACUGGACACAAGAAAAAGCUGAAUACCUACAUUAGCUUCUCAGAAAUUCUAGAUAUGAAUCCUUAUAUGGAACAGAAAGGAGGAUCCUGUAUGUAUGAACUCAGCGCAGUGCUCAUACACAGAGGAUCGAGUGCUUAUUCUGGGCACUAUGUUGCAAAUGUCAAAGAUCCUAAGUCUGGUGAAUGGUAUAAGUUUAAUGAUGAAAACAUAGAAAAACUGGAGGGAAGUAAAUUAGAAUUAGGAAUUGAAAAUGAUAUUCCAGUAUCUUCUAAGUUUCGUAAACCAAAGUGUGGCAAAGGAAUUCACUGCUCUCGAAAUGCAUACAUGUUGGUUUACAGACUGCAGACACAAGAAAAGCCCAUGACGGCUGUUCCAUUACCAGAUUUUCUUAAAGAUCUUGUAGACCGGGAUAAUAGCAAGUUUGAUAAAUGGUGUGCAGAAAUGACUGAGAAGCGUAAACAAAAUGUUUAUAAAGAAAAAGCAAAGCAUGAAGAGUUUAAGGAGCUAUACCCAAGGUUAGCGGUUAGAACGAAGAACGAGCCCUAUGAAUUUGUCUCUCUUGGGUGGCUGAAAACAUGGUUGAGUGGAUCCAAAAUUACCCCACCUAUUGAUAAUACUACUUACCUGUGUCCUCAUGACAAGCUUCAUCCUGACAAAAUGUUGAUCAUGAAGCGAAUAUCCAGCCAUGCAGCUGAUGUUUUCUACAAUAGAUAUGGAGGAGGGCCAAGACUAACUGCGGAAUCUUUGUGUAAGGAAUGUGUAGUUGAACGUUGUCGUAAAAUACAUCAGAAGAACAAACUCAAUGUAGAUCACAAAAUUAUUACUAAUAUGCUAAAAGAAAGUGUACAGGAUAACCAGGGAUUUUGGGUAGGAAAAUUCUCCUUGAGGAAUUGGCGCCAACUAGCUCUUGAACAGAUAGGUGAGCAAGAUCUAGAUCAAAACAAUGGAAAAAUGAGCAACUAUAUCUCGAAGACGCAAGAGUCAAAGGAAGAAGGAGAGAGAGUAACAUUUAAUGAAGACAUUGUUUGUCUACAUGGAGACUUAGUAAUAGCUGAGAAUGAAAGAAGGCUUGUUUCUCAAGAGAUUUGGGGCAAACUGCAAUAUUAUUUCCCAAAGGCACCUGAGUUUCCAAAUGACAAAGAAAGCUGCCCACAGUGUAAGAGUAUAGAAAGAGAAGGGGAAAAAAAUAAUGCCUUAUACAAGGUCCUUGCAAGUGAGCAAAAGUCGUCUCUUCUGCAUUUGUUCCAGGACAAGUGUAGACCUUACCUCAGUUACUGGCCAGAGAAUACAAAUGUCCUGUACAUUGUGCCACAGAUCUUUGUAGAAGAAUGGCGCAAAUUUAUUAGAAAACCUACAAGAUGCAGUCCCGUGUCAUCAAUUGUAAAUAGUGCUCUCCUGUGUCCCCACGGGGGACUCAUGUAUACAAUAGAUUCCAUGGCUGAAGAAGAUGCUAAACAUAUAGCUGUUAUAUGGCCCAGUGAGUGGGAAAUGCUGCAGAAGUUCUUUGCUGUGGAUCAAGCAAUUAAAAUAAUAAGAAUGGAAACUGAAAAGGAAAAUGAUCUAGAAAUACAUUAUAUUUCGGAGCCCAAUGUCUGCUUGGAAUGCAGAGAAGGCUUAUUAUGUCAAAAGCAGAGGGACUUGUUUGAAUACACUCAAGCCACCAUCUAUAUCCUUAAAGUUGUGGAUGAUAAAAAAGCGAUGAGAAGUUCUAUACCAGUGAAGUAUGACAGUGGUUUUCAAACAGAGGAUAGGGAUGACGCUGUACAAGAUGAUGGAAUAAAGGAUCCAGACUAUGAAGACAGCAGUGGAGGAACAAAGCGGCAAAGGCUAUUAUGUAACUCUCAGCAUUAUGCAAAUGAUCCAAAGCAAGUUCGAAGAAGUACACGGCGUAAGAAAGCCCGUGGUGAGAAAGCACUUCUUGUUUCUGCUAGUCAUACAUUAAAAGACUUGAAAAUUCAGAUUAUGCAUGCAUUUUCAAUUGCUCCUUUUGACCAGAAUCUUUCCUAUGAAGGAAAGCCCUUAAGUGAUGACCAGGCCACACUCGGCACUCUUGGUAUCACUCCUGACUCCAUCAUUUUGUUAAAGUCUGAUGAACCAGCUUUGGGUUACAUUGAAAUAGAUACCUUGCCAUUGCAUUCACCAGAAGAAGGAUUUAAAGGCACUUGUCUGCUUAAACAUUAA
Sorex araneus (European shrew) is the source of this 3093-nucleotide messenger RNA. Its product is annotated as ubiquitin carboxyl-terminal hydrolase 48-like. The transcript has a single exon. Gene Ontology annotation, biological process: protein deubiquitination. The record is from RefSeq and is a predicted model, not a curated record. Gene Ontology annotation, cellular component: cytosol; nucleus. Bases 1 to 3093 code for a protein of 1030 amino acids. Gene Ontology annotation, molecular function: cysteine-type deubiquitinase activity; cysteine-type endopeptidase activity; protein binding. Lineage: Eukaryota; Metazoa; Chordata; Mammalia; Eulipotyphla; Soricidae.